This is a messenger RNA of Syzygium oleosum, 670 nucleotides long. Its product is annotated as heavy metal-associated isoprenylated plant protein 31. The transcript is spliced from 3 exons. The record is from RefSeq and is a predicted model, not a curated record. Gene Ontology annotation, molecular function: metal ion binding. The coding region runs from base 118 to 537 and encodes 139 amino acids. Lineage: Eukaryota; Viridiplantae; Streptophyta; Magnoliopsida; Myrtales; Myrtaceae.
UCUCUCUCUCUCUCUCUCUCUCUCUCUCUCUCUCUCUCUCUCUCUCUCUCUCUCUCCACGGAGAAAGGUUUCAAGAACCCAAAGGGCUUCUGAAAGCUUCUUCAUACUCUUAGCACUAUGUCUAUGAUGGUGGAAGUGCGAGUGCCGAACCUGGACUGCGAGGGAUGUGCAGCUAAGUUGAAGAGAGCUCUCUUCAAGCUCAAAGGAGUAGAAGAAGUGGAGGUGGACAUGGAGAUGCAGAAACUGACCGCCAGAGGCUACAGAUUGGAGGAGAAGAAGGUGCUGAAGGCCAUUAAAAGAGCAGGGAAAGCGGCGGAGCCAUGGCCUUUUCCGGGGCACUCUCAUUUCGCUUCGUUUUAUCAAUACCCUUCUUACGUAGUCAACCAAUACUACUAUGAUGCCCACAGGAUCGGAGCUUCUUCCGGCGUCCACACUUUCUUCCACACUCCCGCAGUCUACUCAGUCGCCAUCGCCUCCGAUGAGGCCUUCGCUUCUCUCUUCAGCGACGAUAAUCCACAUGCUUGCACCAUUAUGUGAAAUUAACUAGUUCUUGCUGCUUUGAAGUUAGUUUUGCUCUCGGUAUUCCCUUUUGAAUUCGGUUCGUAGAGACAGAAACUCUAGUCUGAUGGAUGUUCUAUUAUAUUCAAGAUUGUUAGUUUUGACAGAUUUA